UGCUAGGAGAGCAGUCACAGAAAUCAUAAAUGUCUCGCCAAUCAUAUGGAAGCACGUAGUGAAGUUCAGAGCAUCUGAUGCAUGCAUGGUUGAAUCCCAAAAAGUUCCCACUCGUAUUCAGAUGGGCUGUCCAAAUUCCUUCUAUCAUGCUUGCUUGGGAAUGCCAGAAGGCAACGUUCAAUUGAUAUGUACUGUGCAGAAUUAAAGUGUGUUUAAUGCCCUACGAGUCUUUUCCAGUCCACCAAGAUCUUGCAUCAGCCCCCAAUUCCCACGUCUUCUUCUUCCUCUGUAUAUAUGGAUGGGCCUCUGAAUAUUCCAGUUACUGUAACUGGAAAGCCACGAAAAGGGUUUAUGUCCUUAUUGUCACUUACAGAGCAUAGCGAGAGAAUGAAGGGAAUUGGAGAGUCUGGUGAUGAUAGAAUUAGCCAGCUUCCUGAAAAUGUGAUACAUCACAUUCUAAUGCUGCUACCAAUAAAAGAUGCAGCAAGAACAGCUUUCAUGUCAACAAUAUGGAGGCGUCAUUGGAGAAGUAUUCCUCGACUUGUGUUCGAUAAUGGUUUUGCUCGUAUCACUGAACCGAGUAUGAUGGGCAAGUUAAUUCUGAAGAUUUACAAAUCUCUACUGGUUCAUGAUGGGCCAAUCUCGAAGUUCGUGCUUGCUGUUCCUGGAUUAACCCCCUGCGAUGAACUUGAUCAUAUCAUUUUUCAUCUUUCUGGCAGAGGUGUCCAAGAAUUUACCCUUGUGCUUUCUAUUGUGGCCGGUCAUAUUUACAAGCUCCCUUCCUCGUUGUUUACUACUCGGCUGAAUUGUUUGCAUCUGGAAGGUUGUUUGUUUAUUGUACCACCAUGGUUUGUGGGGUUUAGUAAGCUUACGAAACUUGAACUACGUAAUGUAAACCUGCCAUCUGAUUUCUUCGAGAGUUUCCUUCCAAAGUGCCCAUUGCUUCGAGAAGUGAACCUGUCCCACUGCGAGGGUCCUACAAAUCUUGAACUAGAUGCUCCAAGACUCAUGUUAUUCGUCUUUUUUGGGAAUCGUUUGCAGAAAAUGUUCUUCAAGCGUACUCCACUUCUAUCAGCUCUCGCUCUUAAUGUAGAUGUGUUCCAAAAGCCUAAUGUGGUAGAUUUAUUUGCUUCGCUGCCAGCACUACAGAUGUUGGGCAUACUACCAGAUUUAUUGCGAGUACUUGCUAAUGGAGGUCAUAUCCCUAGCAGGUUUCCUAAGCCUCUUUAUCGAUUGCAACUCCUGCAUGUGUCUGGUCUUCUCUUGGCUAGUUUGGAGAUGCAGCGUGUUCUUGCUUGUAUCAUCAUGAGCUCCCCCAACUUGCACACCCUUGUGAUCCAGCAUCUUAAGGUGUUCAAAAUCAAUGAUAGUCUGGGGGGACAGUUUGAGAUGGAGCUGGUGAGGCUCAUACUUGCCACUGCCCCGCUGCUUUUGAGGAUUCAAAUUCAUCCUUAUCAUCGACUGAGCUCUAAAAAGGUUACCAAAUUUAUGAAGGAGGUGAUGCAAUAUAAGCGUAUUUCUAAAGAGGCAGAGAUCAUAUAUGAAUGGAACGACGAGGAGGAUUGA
Molecule: messenger RNA, 1566 nt
Organism: Linum tenue
Lineage: Eukaryota; Viridiplantae; Streptophyta; Magnoliopsida; Malpighiales; Linaceae
Source: the annotation of a GenBank genome assembly